UUCAUUGCUCAUUUGAAUGACAUUCAUUCAUCCGAAGGACGUAAAUAGAGUCCAGGUGAAGGUCUAUCAGAGUCGACUGCAGUUUCUAUUGAAGGGAAACUACAAUAAGGACACAAGAAAGUAGAAGACUGAAAACAUUUGGCAUCCGUGAAUGUCCACUUUUUUCCGUGUUCCUCUGGAUGGACAGCAGCCCGCCUGGCCCUUCGUCGCUGUGGCGCCUGGCUGAGAGGAGGAGCAGGAAGGCUGGCUCGGGAAACAUUUUCAGCAAUGUGAACCUGUGGCAGCUCCAGCGGCUGUUCAAGGCAGCAGGAGACCACGAUGCAGAGCAGAGAGCCAAGCUCGUGUGGGGACUCAGAGAUGAGGCCGACCUGGCCCAGGCCUUAAUAGGGCUGAGAGCUCGGAGUCACCGCAAAAGGCUGAGGACUAAUGGGAGGAGUGCACUGGGCUCACACUGGCUGCAAGCCUUCAGUCAUCUCAGGAUUGAAGAAAUCUCGUCGGACAGUCAGGUUCAGGAGGCGGAUGAGGAGAGCGAUUCAGAGUCAGGAGCUCAGACAAGGUCAGAGUCCUACACACAAGAAUCAGGAGGGUCAGGAACUGCAGAGGCACUACCUGAGGACCAAAGCCCAGAGGGGACGUCGGAGAGACCAGUUCCAGCCAGCUCAGGGCUAAAAAGAGGAGGAGAAAGCAAUCCUGACAGAUACCUCCAUCAAAUACUCCACUGAGGAUCAAGAGACAGCAUGUGGACACAGAGAAGCAUCAAGGUUUCCAUGUUGUGUUCGGCCUUGUAACACCAAUUAACAUUGAAACGUUACUCUGAAACAGCAGACAGACACUGCUCCCACAUGUUUUACAGCGCCACCAAACUGACACUUAUAUCCACCCAGGAUUUAUUUAUGGAGGCGUGUAAGAAAUACUGUUUCUAUAUGACGCAAUUUCUUUUGUUUUCUUUGUGGCUACCGGCCCUACUGGGCCGUCUGGAUCCUCCUGUGUCCCGUUUGACACCAUAGAACCAGAACAGACAACUACUACUCCUCUUCUGUCAUCAUUCUCCAAGACAUUGUUUUGGUGAGGCUCAGACAGAGCAAAGCUGUGACAGUUAUUUACAGAGGCACUUCCAAUCCAGCUGCUACCAACAGAGGCGUGUAAACAGGAUUAAACCCUUUAAAAAGGUGACCAAAGUUUGUGUUUAGACAGUUUAUGCCUCAAUUGUUUCACAACACGCUUUGAAUUCUGGGUAAAGCUUUAAAGAAUACUUUGUAUGAACUUACUGCACUAAAAUCUUCACUUUCUGCACCAAAUAAAUGCCACAUAUGUACUUAUGUGAAGGUAUUGACUUGAAAAUGUGUUAACUUUCCUGUUAAAUCUUUAAUAGCACUAAAUAAAUUUGUCAAAAUGAAA
Messenger RNA from Oryzias melastigma (Indian medaka), 1398 nucleotides. It is a transcript of the gene avpi1, whose product is annotated as arginine vasopressin induced 1. The transcript has 3 exons. The record is from RefSeq and is a predicted model, not a curated record. The coding region runs from base 180 to 722 and encodes 180 amino acids. NCBI's taxonomy places the organism in Eukaryota, Metazoa, Chordata, Actinopteri, Beloniformes, Adrianichthyidae.